CACUCGUCAACAUGCAACGCUGUGGAAACAUCUUGUGAGGCAGUGUCCAUCCAGUUUGGGUAUAUAUAGAACCUGGCAUCUCAACUCACACAGUAGUAACUUUCAAAACUCUAUACUUUUGCUUCUCAACUUAGACUAUAAUUUCUUCUAAAGAACCACCUAGUAGAGUGUGGUUGUGGACUUGAGGUAUGGCUUGUUAUAUGCCUUUCAAUAGCAGGAACUUGGAUGUAAACAUACUGGUACUUAAGCCAAAGAUAGUACUUGUCGAUGAACUUGUGGAUGCUCUCAAGCACUUUUCGAUAUGGACAGAAACCUUUGGCUGCGUCCACAGCUCUAUCCUGCAAAGCAUCCAUGGAAAUAUGAUCGUGUGGUAUGGUGCAUGGAUGAAGAGAUCCGACAAUGAUAAGAGGUCACUUAACUCUGCAAUUAUGUCUAUGUUGACAAAUAUAUCAAGCAUGGCUGUUUUAAUGGACUACAGCUUCUUCGAGACCUAUGCUGGAGAAUCGAAAACUGGCUCAGCAUCUGCCAGAUUCUCCACUGGGGACACUGUUUCAUUCAGUAUUAUAGCUCAUACGGCGGAUGAGAAUAUAUCACAACUCGACCUUUCCUAUACAAUUUUAGCUACCUUCAAAUCUAGCUUCCUUUCCAUGGAUGGGGUAACAUCAGGGGUGUGCCUGAAAAAAUAUCAGAACAGUAAGAAUGCAGUAGCUGAUGAAUUUAUUUUGAACUUCUUUGUAUGGAAAUCACUACAAUCUUGUUAUUCGUAUAUUCUCAAGUCAGACAUCAAAGAUGUCAUCGUUCCGUACCUGAAAGGCUUGUCUCUUGAUUUCAAGUAUGACAUUUUUAGGGUAAUAUAUGUUAGCGGUGACAAUUUGAUGGAUUUUCAGUAUAGUCCUUCGCCCCCUCAUCAGAUGCUGCAGACGAAAAAAAGGCAAGAACGUUCAAGGCCAUGAAACGAUAUGAUUAUUUGUGGGAGUUUACUCACAUUUCGUGAAUUUUUUCCUUCAAGGUUGUGAUGAGUUAAUGAUCAAUGUAGUGUAUAUUCCUGUGAAGAUGUCAAGAAAUGGCAGUUAAUUUUUGCAUUGGUCUAGUACUACUAUGUGAUCGUAUCUGUGUGCAGUUGUAAAUUUGUGAUGAUACGAGACGCUGUUACUAACACGAAGAAGACUAGUCAUCGAGUCUUCGUGAAGGUACUCCGACAUCAACAGCCUUGUAUCAUGAUCAUGAUGUAUCAUUGUUGAAUCUAACCAAUAACAAUACACAAUCGAGAUGAA
Molecule: messenger RNA, 1274 nt
Organism: Daucus carota subsp. sativus
Lineage: Eukaryota; Viridiplantae; Streptophyta; Magnoliopsida; Apiales; Apiaceae
Exons: 3
Coding region: 189-953 (254 amino acids)
Source: RefSeq, a predicted model, not a curated record